This is a messenger RNA of Rhinocladiella mackenziei CBS 650.93, 1419 nucleotides long. RefSeq lists its product as uncharacterized. Gene Ontology annotation, biological process: transmembrane transport. Gene Ontology annotation, cellular component: membrane. The coding region runs from base 1 to 1419 and encodes 472 amino acids. Gene Ontology annotation, molecular function: transmembrane transporter activity. The transcript has 3 exons. The record is from RefSeq and is a predicted model, not a curated record. NCBI's taxonomy places the organism in Eukaryota, Fungi, Ascomycota, Eurotiomycetes, Chaetothyriales, Herpotrichiellaceae.
AUGGUUCGCCGGCACGCUGCAUUUCCGGACUUGGAAGCCGAGUAUUCUGAUAUCCAGGAUCCUAACCUCCGACGACGGCUGAUUCUGCGCCAUAUCAAUGAACGACCUUUUGGCCAGGCUCAUGUGCGAGCGAUUCUCGUAGCUGGGACUGGGUUUUUAACUGACUCGUAUGAUAUUUUCGCCAUUAAUCUCGUCUCCGACAUGAUCGGAUUUUGCUACUUUCCCAACCAUGGAAACAAAAUCCCCCAGUCCAAUGACACCACCAUCAAGGUCGUGACCUCUGUCGGUACACUUGUUGGUCAAUUAUUCUUUGGUUGGCUGGCCGAUGUGGUCGGGCGAAAGCGUAUGUAUGGGUAUGAGUUGCUCAUUAUCACCCUGGCCACAUUAGGUCAGUGUAUCACAGGACCUUCCUCGGCGAUCAGCAUAACUGGCCUCCUGGUAUUCUGGAGAAUUCUAAUGGGCGUGGGCAUUGGAGGAGACUAUCCUCUUUCCAAUAUCAUCACAUCUGAGUUCGCCUCGACAAAAUGGAGAGGAACUAUGGUGGCGGCAGUUUUCUCAACCCAAGCCCUUGGGCAAUUGCUUGCCAGUCUGGUGGCAUACAUUGUCAUCGAAGCGUUCAGAUCGCAGACUCACACCGCCCAAAACGUUUGUCAGGGUGACACUUGCAGUCAAGAUGAUGCCGGAAAACUUGCUGUUGAUCGGAUGUGGAGAAUCAUUAUCGGAUUCGGGGCGGUCCCUGCAGUCUUUGCUCUAUAUUGCCGAUUGACCAUUCCCGAGACACCACGUUACACCUUUGAUGUGAGUAGGAAUGUGGAACAGGGAUUCGCGGACUAUAAAGGCUGGGUGAUGAACACCAUUGGUCCCAGGAGUGGACGAGGACAAAUGUCUGCUGACCGAGAAAACAUUCAAGCCGAAUUGAACAAUCAGGCGCUCGGCGGGCUUGACGCAAGAGACGUUCCGCAAUCAUCUUGGAGUGAUUUCAAACGAUAUUUUCGCCAAAGGAGACAUGGUCUUAUUCUCGCCGGUACGACGGGAUCCUGGUUUUUCCUGGAUGUUGCCUAUUACGCACUUGCUUUGAAUAACACAAUCUUUCUCCAGAAGAUGGGAUUUGGUUCACUUCGCGAUAGCGACUCACAUACCAUUUACACCAUCCUUCGGAACGGGGCCGUGGGAAAUUUGGUCCUCGUUGUUGCGGGCGCCAUUCCUGGUUCUCUUUUGGCCAUUUAUUUUGUCGACAAAAUCGGGAGAAAAUCCAUUCAGAUUGGAGGCUUUACCAUGAUGACGAUUCUUCUGUUGAUCCUCGGCAGCGCUUUCGGGAGCAUGAGUGAUGCUUCCAGAGUUGCAGUGUUCGUUUUGUGCCUCUUCUUCAUCAAUUUUGGCAAGUACACCAUGGUUUAUACGGAAGGAUUCCAGGGCUGA